This is a messenger RNA of Ostreococcus lucimarinus CCE9901, 660 nucleotides long. RefSeq lists its product as hypothetical. The transcript has a single exon. Lineage: Eukaryota; Viridiplantae; Chlorophyta; Mamiellophyceae; Mamiellales; Bathycoccaceae. Bases 1 to 660 code for a protein of 219 amino acids. The record is from RefSeq and is a predicted model, not a curated record.
AUGCAGCCGGAAGAUGCCGGGGAAGGGGUGACGGUGCCCUCCCAGGUUGGCGAUGACGCGCUCGGAAUCGUCCCCGUCGACGAGUACGAGACGGUGUUUUCGUUUCCAACCGUCGGAAAGGACUCUGAGCUGUGUGUUACGCGAUGUCACGGGUUCUGGCUGACAUUUUACGUGGACGAUACUCGCUCUGUCAGUGGCCAAGGCCCGCGAGCGAACAAAACCAAGUACGCCAGGAGCAUGCGAGCUUUCAAGGUGCGAGCUUCCAAGCGCGAUCCGCCGAAGUUUUUCGUAUCGACACCGCCUGCGGGAUUGUUCUCACAUCGAGAUAUCGUUUGGCAAUGUGAUGUUCAGUGGCCUUACGAGAAAAGCGCGAGUAAUUGGCUGCACGCCGUGAUCCCGGCGGAGAGGUUGCUAGAUUUCCGACGCGGCGUGCAGUGCGACGCCGCCACAGAGUUCCGCGUUUAUUCUAGAUACAAGAAAGGGAGGGGAACAAACAGCGUGGGGUCAUUAUACACGAAUAUAACCAUCUGGCAUUGCUUUUGUGGUCCUGAAGACCAUUCGGUUGAUGCCAAGGAAAAGUUUGCCAAGCUCUGCAGCGGGAAGGCGAAGCGCAUCUCGAGAAAGGUGGGCUGUCAAUGUCGUUUAGGGUUUAGGGUUUAG